Messenger RNA from Amphimedon queenslandica, 382 nucleotides. Its product is annotated as RING finger protein 121-like. Gene Ontology annotation, cellular component: endoplasmic reticulum membrane; Golgi membrane. The transcript is spliced from 5 exons. The record is from RefSeq and is a predicted model, not a curated record. Gene Ontology annotation, biological process: ERAD pathway. Lineage: Eukaryota; Metazoa; Porifera; Demospongiae; Haplosclerida; Niphatidae. The annotation marks the transcript as partial. Gene Ontology annotation, molecular function: metal ion binding; ubiquitin protein ligase activity.
UGUUGUUAAAACUUAAAAAUUCAAAAAUAAUGUCAGAAGCUACAUUGUCUACCCAUUCCACUGUUGCAUCUACAUCUUUUGAUUGGGACAAGAUAGAAUGGUCUAAAUUCAGUCCUGAGGAGAGACACAGGUUACGUCACCGGAUGAUAGAGGAGAAGCACAGAGGUCAUGACCUGAUGCAUGCUGAAAUGAUAUUAAUACUGUUUGCAUCUAUUGGGGUAGCACAAGUACUCCUCUUCUUAUGGAGAAUAAAACACAGGAAAUCCUACCAGGCCAUUACCUUAUUAGGAAUGUGGAUAAUUCCAUUUUAUUUGUGUGUUCGGUUGAGUUUCUGGAGGAUGAUCAUCGCUACUAGGAAGAAGCUUCAUGUCAACACUCCAAG